Molecule: messenger RNA, 1381 nt
Organism: Psylliodes chrysocephalus
Lineage: Eukaryota; Metazoa; Arthropoda; Insecta; Coleoptera; Chrysomelidae
Source: the annotation of a GenBank genome assembly
GUCUUUACUUACUACCUUAGCAACAAAUUGUCAAAAUUUAAAUCAACGUCAAUUCUUUUUGUCAAAUAGUUUUUAUGUACAAGUUUUGUUAAUAUUUUUUUUCUGGAAAACUAAAUGGCUUAUAUAAUAGACACAGCGAAAACGACUUAUCCAAUACCAAGGCCGAAAUUAUCAACUCCGUAUGAAAUACCUGAAAGGGCAUAUGAGGUAUGUUAUCCAAUGUUGAUAGUACAAAAAUUAGAAUCGCAAUCAAUUGAUUUUGAAGAAAAUUCGGUUGUCGAAAGAAUUUUUAGAGUUUUGAACCAGAAUCAUCUUAGACCCAUUAAAAGGAAAAAAGAAGAUUAUAGUGAACUUAAAGUACAGUCUGAAAUAGAUAAUGAGCAUGGCCCUGUUACUGAUGGAGAUUCCACUUGCUUGGUUUCAUCUGAAAAUCAGUCGCAAAUUAUUGUUGAUAGUUCAAACACAAUGACAUACAGAGAAGUAUGUUUAGCCAUAGAAAAAGUUCUAAAAAACGAAGAAUUGAUGGAGAAAUACAUGAUGCCUCCUGGUUUAAAAGGAAAAACCUUUAUUAUUCAAAAUUCAUUUUUAAGGGAUUUGAAAAAUUAGGGGCUGCAUUGGCUACAUUUUUGGUUCAAAAUGGAGCGAUCUGCAUUGGCAUUAGAGAUGAAGAUGCGCAAAUAUAUGAUCCUGAAGGAUUAGAUGUGGAAAAACUUUAUGAAAACAAACUAUAUGAUGGUACUAUCAAAUUCUACCCCGGAGCUAUAUUAGAUUCAUCAGAUAUCAUCUACAAAGAAAAAUCCGACAUCCUAAUUUUCUCAGCCGAUCACAAAAGUUUAAAUUGGUACACACCAGAAGACAUUAGAGCCAGGAUAAUUAUUGAGGCAACCGAUAAUGCAACGAUGCCAAGAGCACCAAUAAUUUCAAAAGAAAAAUCGCAACUGGUUGUACCGGAUAUAUACGCCUGUCCCGGUGCCAAUGUGGAUUCUUACGUGGAGUUUCUUUGGAACUUGCAGCAGUUAGGAAAGUUGGAUAACAAAAUGUUAAGGAUAUCAUUAGGUGUAAACAAAACCGGUGUAGAACAAUAUCAGCUAGAAGAAGAGGCCCAAUUGCCAGUUCAAACAGGAUCACCAUUAUCAGCGAUUGUUAACCUGUCCAUUGUCAAUAGGGCAGCCAUUUUGGACACUCUCGAAUACAUUUUAGCUGAAAAGAAAAUAUUCAACUAUACGGAUCUUUUCACUAUUGGUACAGAUAUUCGUGCAGCAGCUUUGAUAAUAGGAAUCAACAAUAUAUUCAAAUCCCUUUAUCAACACAAAAGGUUUUUUUAAUAAAAAAAUAAUUGUAACUAAAUUUUAUUUAUUGUAAUAUAAAAAUCUAUCAUAAU